Molecule: messenger RNA, 231 nt
Organism: Opisthorchis viverrini
Lineage: Eukaryota; Metazoa; Platyhelminthes; Trematoda; Opisthorchiida; Opisthorchiidae
Exons: 3
Coding region: 1-231 (76 amino acids)
Source: RefSeq, a predicted model, not a curated record
AUGGAGUCCCCAGCCAGUACUUGUCUGAUCUGUUUGCGUCUAUUUGGAAAAGGGACCCACGGUAGCAGUUACCCUGUGGCUGUAAUGGCUCUUCCUCUCAACGAAGAGAUCUUGUCCGCUUUGAAAACCCUCCAGAAAUAUAAGUUCACGGAGGCGGAACUAGCUCUAAAGCAAGAAGCCGGUUUAUUAUCGAAUGAUUCUGCCGAGGAGUUUUUCAAAUUCAAAGCGUAA